This is a messenger RNA of Tigriopus californicus, 2824 nucleotides long. RefSeq names its product solute carrier family 53 member 1-like. The transcript is spliced from 6 exons. Gene Ontology annotation, biological process: phosphate ion transport; cellular response to phosphate starvation. NCBI's taxonomy places the organism in Eukaryota, Metazoa, Arthropoda, Copepoda, Harpacticoida, Harpacticidae. Gene Ontology annotation, molecular function: inositol hexakisphosphate binding. The record is from RefSeq and is a predicted model, not a curated record. Bases 691 to 2799 code for a protein of 702 amino acids. Gene Ontology annotation, cellular component: Golgi apparatus; cytoplasm; plasma membrane.
CCUAGACUAGUCCAUAAAUAUGCCAACUGGUUUGCCACUCCAGACUAGAGUGUUCAUCGAUGUAAAUAUUUGCCAGGAUGAGAUGUGGCUCUUUUUGGGUCCACAACUUCGGGUCACCCUCAAAAUGACAACCUACAUACAUGCAUCUAUCCGUUCCAUACAUCCACACACAAGAAUGUGUGUGCCGUAGAUGUUGGAAAUGCCCACUACCGACCGUCGUGAUCCAAGAAGUUGACCAUCGAACCGACAUUGGUCAGCCAACGUGUUGUGUCACCCCGAUUGGAUCGUUUUAGAGCUGUAGUAGUAGGGCUGUUGUUUCCGACCGAUAAUCCAUCCUCCGAUAAGAGGGGAGAUAACAGGCAACGACGAAUUUAACACCCUCCUCGCCUUUACAUUUAGAUAUAGAUAUAGACAUCAGAUACAUCUACGACGUCCAGUAUAUAGGUGGUCGUAACGGUUAUUGACUCUAACUUCCACCCGACCCCAAGUGUUUGGGGUGAGCACCGAUUUCCCGAGUCCAUUCCCCUUGGGUCCAAUCCUUGGGUCCAAUCCUUGGGUCCAAUCCUUGGGUCCAAUCCUUGUGAUCGAUGGUGCCGAGUGUCUGGAGUGCGCCAUAAGAAAGGGUGUGCUGAAUAAAUUCCCGGUGAAACACCGCCUUCUCCCUCCCCCACCUGAAACUGGCCCAGCACGAUGAAGUUCGCCGAGCACUUGGGGGCGCACAUUACGCCCGAGUGGCGCAAGCAGUACAUUCAAUACGAGGAGAUGAAGUCCAUGUUGUCGUUGGCCGUGGAGGAGGCGCCCUCGGUCGAGGUGGUCGAACUCGAGGUUCGACAGCGAUACUUUGCCAACUUUGACGAGAAAUUCUUCACCUUCUGCGAACGAGAACUGACCAAAAUCAACACGUUCUACUCGGAAAAGUUGGCCGAAGCGACGCGCAAAUUUGCCACCCUCAAAAGUGAAUUGGAGAUUCUUUCCGAGCCGCACAUUGCGGACAAAAGAUUGUUCUCAUUCGCUCGGCGCCGCGAUCCCAAUGCCAAUGCCAGUUCGGCCGGGAGCGGACCCCGGGAGCGGAUCGCUCCCCGGAAACUCCAGGACCUCAAAUUGGCUUUUUCAGAAUAUUAUCUGAGUCUCGUGUUGCUCCAGAACUACCAGAACUUGAAUUUCACGGGCUUUCGGAAGAUUCUCAAGAAGCACGACAAGAAUCUCGAGACAGAUUCGGGCGUGAAAUGGCGGUCCGAAAAUGUAGACGUGGCCCAUUUCUAUGCCAACAAAGACAUAGACAAGCUCAUCCAAGAGACGGAAACGCGUUUCAUCAACGAGCUCGAGAGCGGGGAUCGUCAGAAGGCCAUGAAACGCCUUCGUGUCCCUCCCUUGGGCGAUCAGCAAUCGCCAUGGACCACGUUCAAAGUGGGCCUCUUCUCGGGAGCAUUCUUGGUUUUGGUCAUCGCGGUGUUCUUGUCGGGCAUAUUUCACGAUUACACCAACCAAGAAACCAUCCGAGAUGAUUGGCGAAUCGUGUUCAGAUUGUAUCGCGGGCCUUUCCUCGUCAUCAUGUUCAUCUUCCUCAUCGGGAUUAACGUCUACGGAUGGCGGUCGUCUGGGGUCAACCACGUGCUCAUCUUUGAGCUCGAUCCUCGAAACCAUUUAUCCGAGCAACAUCUCAUGGAGCUGGCCGCCGUUCUAGGCGUGGUAUGGACCCUGAGUGUGUUGACCUUCCUCUAUAGCCACCACUUAUCCAUACCGGCCUACGUGAACCCCCUGGCCCUGAUUGUAAUCAUGGCUCUGUUCAUGCUCAACCCAACCCGGACGUUCCGCUUCGAGGCGCGCUUUUGGCUGCUCCGCGUGUUGAGUCGCAUCCUGUGUGCGCCCUUCUUCUACGUAGGUUUCGCGGAUUUCUGGCUGGCUGAUCAGCUCAACUCAUUGGCCACGGCCUUCACUGACUUUCACUAUCUUCUCUGUUUCUAUACCAGCCCUAACGCCACGGUGGAUGGAAAUUGGGAAGUGGCCAAUGACUUGUCGAUUUGCGUGAGCUCGUCCAAUUGGCUCAGACCCUUGGUGAAGUGCCUACCGGCGUGGUUCCGGUUUGCGCAGUGCUUGCGGCGUUAUCGUGAUUCCAAGGAGGCCUUCCCUCAUUUGGUGAAUGCCGGCAAAUACUCGACCACCUUCCUGGUCACCAUUUUCUCGGCUCUCUGGGAUUGGGACAAGGACAACUCGGGGCGACUCUAUGGUGUGUUCUUCUACCUCUACAUCGGCAGCUCCAUUGUGAGCUCCAUGUACGCCUACGCCUGGGAUAUUAAAAUGGAUUGGGGCUUCUUCGAGAAGACCACGGGCGAGAACAAGUUCCUGCGAGAAGAGAUCGUGUACUCGUCCCGGUCGUACUACUACUUCGCCAUUGUGGAAGACUUCGUGCUCCGCUUUGUGUGGGCGCUUUCUUUGGCGCUUCAAGAGCUCGACUACAUCCAGGGCGAUGUGAUGACCACCAUACUCGCGCCACUCGAGGUGUUUCGACGCUUCGUGUGGAACUUUUUCCGCUUGGAGAACGAGCAUUUGAACAAUUGCGGUAAUUUCCGAGCCGUUCGCGACAUAUCCGUGGCUCCAAUUGAUGCCUCGGAUCAGGCCUUGAUCAUCCGAAUGAUGGAUGAACCCGACGGAGUGUUCCUCGUGCGGAAACGGAAGCUGGGAAACCUAUCUCUUGCCACGAAAAAGACAAAGGAUGAUCAAAUGAGUCAGCAGCCUCUGCUGUCGCCCAAACAUGAAGAUGACGAGGUCGACGACAACGAGAACGAGAAACAGCUCUAGAAAUAAUAAAUUCCUCUUGAAUCAA